AUGUUGUCGCGCUAUGUGGUGUCGCAAGUGAAGCACAACUCGUACUUCCUGGUGGGGCUGGCGCUGGGGCUGUGGUUGUCGCUGGCGCUGGUGCCGCUGGACGAGGCGCCGAUCGCCGCCUGCGACGCGGCGCUGGGCCCCGCCGCCGCGCCCGAUGACUUCGAGCCGCAGCGCGAGGAGCGGCCGGGCGGGCCGCGCGCCGCCGGCCGCGCCGUGCAGCGCCCGCGCUACUACAGCACCGAGCUCGGCAUGCGCGGAUCUCUGCUCACUGGGGUGCUGAGCUCUGAAGAGGCCCUGAAGAGUCAAAUAGCGGCCCUGAACCGUACCACUGCUAGCCUGCAACCUGCGCUGAAGUUCUUCAUCACGGCUAGUGCCGUAAGCUCAGUGCCCGGAAUGGCCAAUGUAGUAGGCUUCACUGACACGAGGGAAAUGCUGAAACCAUUUCAUGCUCUCAAGUAUUUAGCCGACAACUAUUUAGAAGAGUAUGACUUCUUCUUCCUAGUGUCUGAUACAUCAUAUGUGAAUGCCCAGCGUCUGACAGAGCUGGUAUCUCAGCUCAGUGUGAGUGAGGAUAUCUACAUGGGCACCAUCGCAGAGGAUGACAGCCACUACUGCUCGCUUGAGGCCGGCAUCCUGCUGUCGAACUCCGUGCUGCGCGCCGUGCACGCCGAGCUCGACUGGUGCGUGCGCAACUCCUACUCCGCGCACCACCACGAGAACAUCGGCCGCUGCGUACUGCAUGCCGCGCGCCGCGCCUGCGCAGACCGCGCGCAGGGCGUCGUGUACAGCUCGCUGGCGGGCGGCGAGGGGGGCGCGGGCGGCGCGGCGCCGGGCGGGCUGGCGCGCGCCGUCACGGUGCGCGGCGUGCGCAGCGCGCGCGACCUGUUCGCGCUGCACGCGGCCGCCGCGCGCCGCCAGCUGCAGGCCGCGCGCGCCGCCGCCGCCGCCGCCCGCGCCGCGCUGCGCCGCGCCGCGCCCAGGCAUCCGCCGCACUACCGCAACAACACCUGGCCGCCCGGCCUGCGCGCCGACCCCGGCCUGGCGCCGCCGCCGCCCGACUCGCGGUUUGACCACUUGCGAUGGGUGACCUUCAACGCGACGCACGCGUUCUUCCCCGACGACCACCACGAGGUCGCGCGCAUCACCGGCGCGCACCGCCUCGCGCUCGACCUAGUGCUGCACGCGGCGCGUAGCUGGGCGGCGCGACGCUGGGGUGGGGCGGAGCCGGAGCUGCUGGAGGGGGCGUGGCUAUGGGAGCCGGCGCGUGCGCUGCGCUACCGCCUUUUGAUGCGGGAUGGCAGCGGGGGAGGGCCGGAGGGGGCGGGGCGCGCGCGCCUCCGCCUGCUGGAGGUGGCGCGUCCGCUGGGCGCGGCCCGCCUGCUGCCGGUGCGCUACGUAACAGAAUCGGCGCGCCUCACGCUGCUCGUGGCCGCGCCCCCAGCCACGCCCCCCGCCGACCUGCGCGCCUUCUUGGCGCGGUACGAGGCCGUGUGCCUCACCCAGGAUAAGAACACCGCGCUCAUACUGGUACCUGCACACUGUCCACACUUCCCACACUGCCCACACUACCCACACUGCCCACACUACCCACACUGCCCACACUACCCACACUGCCCACACUACCCACACUGCCCACACUACCCACACUACCCACACUGCCCACACUACCCACACUGCCCACACUACCCACACUGCCCACACUACCCACACUGCCCACACUACCCACACUGCUCUACCGCUACCAAGACACGACACGUACACUGCACACCUAACUCAAUUUCAAAUCAAAAACUUUGUUGUUAAAUGUAUCUGUAAUUUAAACCUUAUACAAUAGAAUAAGUAACUGGUGUUAAGCUGCGGCUGCGCAUCGCAUGACAAGCAAGCAGCAAGGUUGUAUUAGAGCCGCUUAGGGAUCAGAUUUCUAUUUCGAUUAUUUUAAAAGCAGCAGUAGGUAUGUACUUUUUACGUCAACCACACAAUCACAUCUCUUUUCUUUUGCUUCUUACCAAAACGAUUAUAUUGAGAUACACAUUUACUCGUGAAUCUCGUCUCUAAUACACAACAAAAACUGCUCUGAGUUGAUCAGUUUUUAUUCCGUUGUAAUUGUAGCGUUAAUGCUUGUUGUGUAAUUGUAGGUGAUUGUGGGCAACGCUAACGAGACUACAGCCAUCGAGCCCAUCCGGGCCGAGGUAGAGGCGCUGCGCCAGCGACACUCGGGCGCUACCCUCACGGUCUUGGACACGCCCGGCCCCGCCCACCUCGCCGCGCUGCCUGAGUACGACGCGCUGCUGGCGGCGGAGGGCGUGGCCCUAACAGUCGCCGCCCCCCACACAUCGCGCGACGCGCUACUGCUUGUGCUGCCGCCCCAUGCAGAAUUCAACCAGGACUUCCUCAACCGGGUUAGUAUCACGCGCCAACACCCCUAUAGUAUUACUUAAUCGGGUCAGUACCUGGCGCUAACACCCCUAUAGCAUUACUCAACCGGGUCAGUAUCUUGUGC
This is a messenger RNA of Spodoptera exigua (beet armyworm), 2500 nucleotides long. The record is from the annotation of a GenBank genome assembly. NCBI's taxonomy places the organism in Eukaryota, Metazoa, Arthropoda, Insecta, Lepidoptera, Noctuidae.